Messenger RNA from Pseudomyrmex gracilis, 1779 nucleotides. It is a transcript of the gene Srp54, whose product is annotated as probable splicing factor, arginine/serine-rich 7. The record is from RefSeq and is a predicted model, not a curated record. Gene Ontology annotation, molecular function: RNA binding. The coding region runs from base 246 to 1754 and encodes 502 amino acids. Gene Ontology annotation, cellular component: nucleoplasm. The transcript has 4 exons. Lineage: Eukaryota; Metazoa; Arthropoda; Insecta; Hymenoptera; Formicidae.
UCACCCACUGCCGCCAACCGCAUGCAACUGCUGUGUAAAUGAUUGUACAACUGUACAACGCAACGCCGUUCUCGAAAACGAAAGAAGCCAAAAGCCGAAGGAAGAAUGUGGCGGUUCUAAUGUUUUUAUCGUAUAGUAAGUAAAGUUUUUCAACAAAGUGUUUCGUCCGCGAGUUUCUUUUGAAAAGAGCUCGAGAAACAACAACAAAAAAAUUGCGAUAAUUCGUCAGAAAGCGAGCGGUCAGAAUGGCGGUUGGUUCGACGAAAGUCGUUCAGGUGACAAAUAUCGCGCCUCAAGCCACCAAGGACCAGAUGCAAACGUUGUUCGGAUAUUUGGGCAAAAUCGAAGACAUCAGAUUGUACCCGACGAUUAGGGAUGUUGCCGUGCCAGUUCAAUCUCGCAUAUGCUACAUCAAGUUUCACGAUCAAGGAUGCGUUGCUGUUGCGCAACAUAUGACCAAUACUGUCUUUAUUGACCGUGCGCUGAUAGUGAUUCCCUAUCAGAAUGGUGACAUUCCAGACGAACAACGUGCACUAGAGCUCACCAAUAAUGGUACAGUUGUUCCAGGUCUAUAUCCGUCAGAACCAAAACUACCGCCAAAUGUUGUGAAUGCUAUCGAGGGUAUCCCGCCAAAUCACGUGAUCACUACGAUGGAUCCUAAGCUGGAGGCGAAUGGUCUACCGCCUUAUCCACAUCUGCCGGGUCAUCUGGAUAGCAGACGCAUCGAGGAAAUCCGACGGACGCUCGUGAUAGCGAACCUAGACGCAUCGGUGAGCCCCGAACAACUGUUGGACUUCUUUGGCAACAACAACGUGGAGAUCAAGUAUCUGCGUAUGUGUAGCAGAGACUCGGAUACCGAGCACUACGCGCUGGUGGAACUGUCGGAGCAAGGAGCUGUGGUUUCGGCGUUGCUUUUGAACGGCAAACAACUAGCUGAUCGUCCGAUCAAGAUUUAUCACUCGACACAGGCGAUUGCUAAACCGGAAGCAAAGAGCAACGAGGCCGCUCAAAAGGAAAUUGAGGAAGCGAUGUCGCGGGUGAAAGAAGCGCACAAUCUCAUUUCUGCUGCGAUUGAUCCGAUGAUCGGUAUGCUGUCCAAGGAUAAGCGGAGCAGAAGUGGAUCCCGCGGUCGCAAAUCUCGUUCGCGCAGCCGCGGUCGCAGUCGACGCUCAAGAUCGCGCAAACGGUCGCGUUCACGCCACCGACGCUCGCGUUCGCGACAUCGACGUCGAUCACGCUCACGCUCCAAGAGAUCACGAUCGAAGGAUCGUCGGCGCAGCUCGCCAUCACGACGCCGCAGCAGUUCUCGUAGUCGUCAUCGUUCACGUAGCAGAUCACGACGAUCGAGAUCGCGACGAUCGCCAUCUAGGUCAAAAGAGCGCAAAAAGAGAUCGCCGCGACGUCGUAGUCGCUCACGUUCGCGCAGCAAGCGUUCGAAAUCUAGAUCCAGACGAUCGCGUUCCAAGUCCAAGUCGAGAUCCUCCAAAUCUAAGUACUCGGAGAAGUCCAAGGACAAAGAUCGAGAGAGACGUAGCAAGGACAAGUCGGACAACGGCAAGAAGAGCGACAGCGAUCGCGAGAAGAGCAAGGAGAGAAAGAGCGAGAAGGACGGCAAAAGCGAGAGGGAGAGCAAGAGCGAGAAGAAGUCCAGCAAAGAGAAACGGUCUAGCGACAAAUCGGAGUCCAAACAGUCGGAGGAAAAAGGAAGAUCGGAGAGCACCGACAGCAAAGACAGAACGGAGUCUGAUAUCUGAAAUAUUGACAAUAUUUAUUGUCUUU